AUUCUGAGGAGGAUGAUUUUGGAGAAAAAGUAGUGAAUCUGGAUCUGCUUUUCGGUUAUCAUUUAAAACCAGGCAGAGGAUCUCAGGAUGAAAGUUAUCAGACAGAUUUGCACAACUUUUCUGGAAAGGAGGGGGAAGGGAAUCAAGAGGUCCACUUACACAAUCCGCACAGUGCUGCCAACAGCGAACAAGCAGAAAUCAUCUGGUGCUAACAAAGGACAUGUCACCUUGUCAUGCCUCUCUUACAGAGAAUGCAAUUCCUAUGUACAUCAUGAAUAAGUAUUGAAAGGGAAAGAUUUGUGCCCUUUUGUCCACAAAUGCAUUUGUAACUCCAUUUCUAACUUAAGCAUGCAAGCACAGGGAAAAUAUCUCAAUGUGGGCUCAAGUUGCAAAUAUAUCAAAUCACAGAUAAAAAUCAAUUCUGUUUCUAACAGUCGUUUUAGUUUUGUGGGAAGGAGAAACAUUCUUGAUUUUGCAUUAAAAAUGAGAAAUGUUUGAUGUGCAAGAAAAUAGAAAAGAAUUUACAUAUUUUUUUAAGCUAGUAUUAUGGGAAUAAAGAAGGAUUUCUCAGAUGCAAGUCCGUUGUACCUAUUAAGUCUUUGUAAUGUUUUAUGCCAGUCAUGGAAAUGAUCAUGAAAAAUGCAAAUCACACAGUCUUAACAGUACAAAAUGGCCAGUGAUGCUAUGUCAGCUGUUUGUAAAAACAGAUGUUACUGGCUAGUUACAUAACUAUUUGUAAGGAAAAUAAAGUGUGCAUCAAAAAAGUGUUACCUCCUCUUUGUGAGUAACUGAAUUACUUGAUAUGGUACUCGAUCUCAGAAAUCAGAGAGAAUCCAAGUUUGGUUUCUUGGUCUGUGUGGAUUGUUGAUCACAGAGUGACGUCAGGGUCUCACAAAUGACCUUAGUAUGCCCUGAUUUCUGAAGGAUUCUAAAUGGAAAAUGUAUGUGGAAGUGGAUGGUGACAGUGUUGCGUUGACCUAUAUCAAAGAUGUAACUUUCAAUGCUAAUCGGCAAGACACAGAUAUAAUUAAAAUAACCAAGCCUCCCUACCUAAUGGAGAAGUGGAUUGUGGGAAUCAGUGAGAACCAGAUUGUUGAAUGUAUUGUUAAUUAUGAGAAUGAUGUCAAAACUCCAAAAACAACUAAGCACAACCACACUAUCACACUGAGUACUGCCAACGUUGAAAUGAAGGAAGUGGUGCUAGUCAUCCAAGCCAUGCCAACAAAUACAGAAAACAAGUUUCAGAGCAAGUGCCAGUUAAAUGUUCGUCAACAAUGGUUUGAUACUUUAAAAUUGCGCAGAACAUCAACAGGCGACUCAUCACAAUAUUCUGCCAUUUUACCUCCUAACCAAAAUACUUCCACUUCCAUUACACAAUCUCAAUUGUUUAAUUUAUUUGCUAAUCAAGAUACUUACGCAGCAGUUGUAAGACGUAUGCAGAGCCCCAGUAGAUACCACAUUGCUACUCCUCUGACUCAAUCCAGACAAAGCUCCAGCCCACUACCUACAACGCCAGUGUUAUGCAGUCGUCUUUCUACUGUACACCUCAGCUCUGAAGGAAGCAGCCUGUCAAGCACCACCUCAAACAGCAUUUUGGAGAGGGACCAUAUUACCAGUAGACAAAGCAGUGGCUAUCAGAGCAAUGAGUCCAAUGACUUCCUGUUUAAUAAAACAACCACUUCUGAAGGAUUUAACCACAUUAGUAAAAAAGGAGUUAGCCCAGUGUUCAUGCGUGGUAGUGGAAAUAGGCACAUGAGUAAGGAAUAUGGUAGGGAGAGAAGCAAAAGCACACCUCUGAGACAUUACUCUGGAUAUCAAUCAUCAGAAAGGAGGUAUUCUCAAUCCACCCGUUCUCACCAUGCUAGGUCAUGGGGCCCUGACAGAAACCUACAAAAGCAAUUUCAGCAACAAUUAGAUACAGAUAUUAAUGGAGUCUCAGGCAUGAAAGGUGCUGGUACUAAAAGUACAAAAGACACAGGUAAAGAGAGGCAAAGCAAAUCCAAUGAAGGAGAUUGGAUUAAAGUUGAACGGCACAAAAAAUCUCAUAAAAAUGACUCUUUUAAAGUAUCCAGAGGUAGAGGCCGAGGAGCAGGACGUAGCCGACUGUUCUGACAGAGAACCUCAGAAGUUGACUUGUGUUUGUGUCAACUUAAAUUGUUAUGUCUAUUUGAUCAUCUUUCUGUAUUCUAUAAUAUUUAAGGCAGAUGGAUAUAAUUUGCUAAUAGAGAUUGUUACAGAUUUGAGUAGGAUCUGAAAUGUUCAAAAGAACUCAAGCCUGUCACUGAGCCUGUCGUGGUUAUUCGGUCAAAACUCAGCAUUCAGUAAAUGGAAUCAGGGUUAAUGUAUAGGAUACCACCCCAUCACCCCUACCCAUUACUUUAUACUGGCACAGGUUUUAAUAAAACCUGCAGUUCUAUGAUAAUUUACUAAUGUAGGUGUAUUAAAGAGAGAGACUGAGCUAUGUAAGAGAUAGUGAGUGUGUGUGAGUUGAAUGUUGUGUAGAGAGGGGGAGGAAUAUGGGGCAUUGCCAUAAACACAAACACACACUAUGCAUUGACAGUAUAUGGAUAUCCCAACAUCACCUGUUUUUCUUGCCAUCCCCACUGAAAGUUUGGACUGUAGUGAAUAAAAACCCAGACACACAUCCUAACAUAGAAUUGAAGGCAUUUUUUAUAAAAUUCAUGGAAUUGAGGACAAAUGAUUUAAAUUUGUUAAGAAUUGGCAAUAUGCGCCCAGUGUUUCCUACAUAACUUUGUUUUGGAAUUGCAACUAUUUUCCGCAUUUGUUAACACAGGGGUAGUAGAAUAGAAAAACACAAAUCCAAAUUUGCUGAUGAUACAGAGGCAUGUGACAUUGUAAAUCCAAAAGUAAAUUUAGAUAUCGUGGGCAAAAUUGUGGCAACUAGAUUUCAAUCUAGGUGAAUGUGAGGUAUUCCUAAAAAGGAUAGAACAGAGUACUUUUUAUUACAAAAAGGGUAAAUCUCAGAAGAGACAUCGGUGUUCAUGUUUCAUGAACAUGUACAGAAAACAAUGAAAAUUCUGACAAAAUGUUGGAAUACAAGGUUGUAGAGGGUAAACUGUAGCUAUACAAAUACCCAGUUAGGCUAAAUGGGUGAACAGAUCCAAACAUCACAUCUUAGAUUGAGAGAACAUACAGCACAGACAUACAGCUAGACUGAUAAUGGGAUCCCAAGAAUUAAAUUAUGAGAAAAGAUUACAUAAAUUAGUCAUGUUUCUGCACUUUAGAAUUUAAAGGGAUAAUUUGAUUGAUGUUUUCUGACAUUAAGGGGAAUAGAUAGGGAGAUAAAGAAAAACUAUUUACACUGGUUAAGGAGUCUAGGUGUAGAGGGGGAUAGUUUAGAAAUUAUUACCAGAGUAAGAGUCAUAGAGAUGUACAGCAUGGAAACAGACCCUUCGGUCAAACCCAUCCAUGCUGAACAGAUAUUCCAACC
Messenger RNA from Chiloscyllium plagiosum (whitespotted bambooshark), 3451 nucleotides. The record is from RefSeq and is a predicted model, not a curated record. NCBI's taxonomy places the organism in Eukaryota, Metazoa, Chordata, Chondrichthyes, Orectolobiformes, Hemiscylliidae.